AUGUCUGAGGUAGGGAAAGAGCCCAAACCCGCCCCUGUGGGCACAUGUUGUGCCAAACUGUUGCCAGGUGAGGUGCCUUACGGCCCGAGGGAAUAUAUCUACAACCUCCUGCCCCAACCACCCUGCCAACUGAACCCACAGAAGAAACUGCCUCGAAUUCGACGCAAACCGCCGCCCCUGGCGGAUGCCGUGCCUAAAGAACCCAUGAAGACGAUGGGCCCGCCCACGCAUCCCCAUCUGAAGUUCCCCACGCCGCCGAAUAAGUUUCCCUUUCAGAAUAAACACUGGCGAACUCCAUUCAUUGAAAAGAACUGCAUGCAGGAAAAAGUCGCUCUCGCCACUCGGGCCUUCGAGAAACUGAAGGCAGAGCAUCCCACAGGUCGCAUAAAAGACGCCUGCUGCGCGGGUACAAAGCCACCCGUUCCCACAACUCAAGGUCUGGGUGACGAGUACGACGCCAAUGGCAUCCCUGCACGGUGUCUCAAGACCAAACAAGACAUUAAUCGGACGAAUUGGAUCGAACGAAAUGCCAUUCGUGCAAUCACAAGCAAACCGGGAUAUCGCGCGGAACAUCCGGAGCACCGGGUCCAGGUCUACACACGACACGGGGAUAAAAUGUAUCUAGACAGCAAUAAGACCCACUCGGGCCUGGAAAAGCGCUAUGUUUACAAGCCAGCCUAUGGGAAGGUUCCCAAGUAUAUUAAAAUCCGUGCGAAGGCAAUAAAGGAGACAAGAGAACUCUACUCACACUACUUGAACGAGAAGUCACUCCAGGGGACGGAUUAUCUGUUAACGGAGGAGGAACGUAAGGAUCUGCUCUUUGGUCUGAAAGCCGCUUGGGAUCGAUACAACGCCUCCUACCUUCGCCUCUCCUCCAGUAGUACAACUUUAAAAAGCAAAGCCUACAAAGUGUAUCUGGAACAACAACUGGAUAGUCUGGAGAAGGAUAUUCAACUGGUACAGUCACAUCCAUACAUUUUCGUCGAAGCCGACAAGGAGCCGGGUGUUGGAAAUAGGACAACCAGAGAACUGCACGCCUAG
Spirometra erinaceieuropaei is the source of this 1041-nucleotide messenger RNA. Lineage: Eukaryota; Metazoa; Platyhelminthes; Cestoda; Diphyllobothriidea; Diphyllobothriidae. The record is from the annotation of a GenBank genome assembly.